Messenger RNA from Closterium sp. NIES-65, 3319 nucleotides. The record is from the annotation of a GenBank genome assembly. Lineage: Eukaryota; Viridiplantae; Streptophyta; Zygnematophyceae; Desmidiales; Closteriaceae.
AUGGCUACCCCUAGUGUCCUAGCUUUUGACGCUGAGGGUCGCGCCAUUGAUUUUGAGGUCUGGUUAGACGACCUGCAGCUGUUCUUACAGUGCGACAGGGCUGACGGCCUUUCUCUCUUUGACCUCACCUCUGGCGCCUCUCCUGCUCCUGCUGCUGAUGCUGAUCCCACUGUCCGCUCUCAGUGGGCCACCCGCGAUGCUGCUGCACGUCUUGCUGUGCGUCGCCACCUCCCUACCUCUGAGCGUGCGCACUUUAGUCAGUACAAGAGUGCUCAGACCUUGUACGACGCUGUAGUUGCGCGCUACUCCUCCCCUGCCACUGCUGCACUGAGCCGUCUCAUGCUUCCCUACCUCUUUCCUGACCUCUCUGCCUUUCCCACUGUCGCUGACCUCAUUACGCACCUCCGCACUAGUGACACUCGCUACCGCGCCGCCCUUCCUGCUGAGUUCUGCGCUAAGAACCCCCCCCCCAUGUACAUCGCUCUCUACUACGUAGUCGCGCGCCUCCCUGACUCCCUUCGCGUCGUCAGGGACCACUUUCUCGCAGUCUGUCCCACCACCCUCACCGUCGACCUCCUCGAGAAGGCCCUCCUCGCAGCGGAGAAGAGCAUAGUCGCUACGUCGCUCCUAGCAAGGGCAAGGGGGGCAAGGGCGCGGGUGGAGCUGGAGGGGGCGGUGGCGGUGGCGGCGGUGGCGGCGGAGGGAGUGGGGGUGGCGGCGGGAGCUAGUGGCGGGGGUGGUGGUGGUGGUGGCAGCAGCGGCGGAGACGGUGGUGGUGGUGCCAGCGGUGGUGGUGGAGGCAGCGGCGGAGGUGGAGGCGGCGGAGGUGGAGGCGGUGGAGGCGGCAGCGGAGGAGGCGGUGGUGGUGGAGGAGGGCGGAGCUGGGCUGGUGUAGCGAUCUUUGAUCUUGAUUUUGAUGCUAUCCUUGCUGCUAUGUAUGCUGUGACUUAUAGUGAGGAGAAUGAGGGUUACCGGUGUUUCCAGCCCGACCCGGGCAUUGGUACUGCUGCGCUAGGUGCUUGUGAGGCUGCUGCUCUAGGUGCCAGUGCGUCUGCGCUCUCAGGUACUGGUGAGACUGCGCUCUCAGGUACUGCGUCGUCCUCGUCCUCCCUCACUUUCACACUUGACUCCGAGGCUUCUCGCUCCUUCUUUCGAGACCGCACUACCCUUACGCCGCUCGGCCGGCCGGUUGCAGUCUCCCUUGCUGACCCCUCUGGGGGUCCUGUCCUGUCUCACUUCUCCACUGUCCUCCCGUGUCCGGCUGCCCCUUCGGGCACCCUGUCUGGUCUGUACCUUCCCUCGUUCUCUACGAACUUGGUGAGUGGUGCGGACCUGCAGGAUGUGGGGGUUCACCAGUUCACUCCUGCGAGUCAGCGGGUGACCCACUGCACGGAGGCACGCACAGGCCGACACCUGGCCACGUUCUCGCGUCGGCCGGGGUCGAGUCUCUACACCCUGACCGUUGAGUCUCCUCCUGUCCCUGCGUCUGGACCUUCCUGUGUCCCCUGUGUCGAGGGUCGCCUCCGGGCUACUCCUCACUCCUCCCACUUCCCCCCGACAGAGGCUCCCCUGCAGACGCUUCACAUGGAUGUGUGGGGCCCAGCCCCCGUCCGUGGGCAGGGUCACGAGCGCUACUUCCUGUUGGUGGUUGACGACUACUCGCGUUACACCACAGUCCUCCCCUUGCGCAGCAAGGGUGCGGUCACUGAGGCGGAGAGUUCUCCUUCUCGCCUUCUGCGAGACUACUGUCGUGCACGGGGGAUCCGCCAGACCUUCACGCUUCCGGACUCACCACAGCAAAAUGGGAUUGCUGAGCGCCGCAUUGGCAUGGUCAUGGAUGUCGCUCGUACGUCCAUGAUGCAUGCGGCUGCCCCCCAUUUUCUGUGGCCGUUUGCGGUGAGGUACGCGGCGCAUCAGCUCAACCUUCACCCCCGGGUCUCUCGGCCUGCGAUGUCCCCAGUCUUGCUGUGGACGGGGAAGGUUGGCGAUGCGUCUGUGUUCCGUGUCUGGGGAUCUCGGGCGUUUGUCCGCGACUUGUCUGCGGACAAGCUGUCCCCUCGUGCUGCUCCCUGUGUCUUCCUUGGCUUCCCCACUGACGCCCCAGGGUGGCAGUUUUACCACCCCUCCUCUCGUCGUGUUCUGUCCUCCCAGGACGUCACGUUCGACGAGUCAGUCCCCUUCUACCGUCUCUUCCCCUACCGCACUCCUUCCCUCCCCCCUCCCCCGGACUUCCUUGUGCCGGUUCCCCCCCCGGUAGACCCCCUCCCCCCUCAGGUUCCUGCCCCCUCAGGUGUGUCCCAGGUAGACGCCGUUGACCCGGUCGAGGUUACUGCCUGGGGGUGCUACUGCUGGGGGUGCUGGGCCUGGGGUGCUACUGCGGAGGGUGCGGAGCCUGGGGGUGCUGAGCCGGGGGGUGCUGUGCCUGGAGGUGCUGGGUCUGGGGUGCUGGGUCGGGAGCUGCUGAGCCUGGGGGUGCUGAGCUGGGAGCUGCUGAGCCUGGGGGUGCUGCGUCUGGAGCUGCUGAGCCUGGGGUUUCUCCUGCUGCUGCGUCUCGCCGGGAGCCCCUCUCUCCACAGGAGCUGCGCGAGUGGUUCGCUCGCCGCUGGAGGCGUGCUGCUGAGUCUGGAGGUGCUGCUGGAGCUGGAGCUGGAGCUUCUUCGACCGUCGAGGGUGCGGGUGCUGCCGGUCCCGGAGCUGCUGGACCUGCGGGUCCUCCUGGAGCUGGAGCUGCUGAGGGCGUUGGUGCUGAGCCUACUAGCUGUUGGUCCUGCCGCUGGAGGUGUGGGUGGCGCUGGUGCUGUCGCUGAGGGUGCUGGUGCUGUCCCUGCUGAGUCUGGAGCUGCCGCGCGGCCUCGGCCGUACUUCGUUCCGCUCCUGCAGCAGCGUCGUGAGCCUGCGUCUCGUCCCGCGUCGCCUGUUCGUGCUGCUCGUGCUAGUGGUCGCAGUUCGCGUCAGCGUCCUCCUCCUGUCCCUGGCACGCACCGGAUGUCUCUGCGUCCGUCCACUGCUCCUCUGCGUGCCCCUUUGCCUUCUCCUCCUGAGUCCUCUCUUCCUGCGCUUGCCGACCCUGAGUCGGACUCUCUUCGUGCUGCCAGUCCUACUGUCACGCGUCUGCUUGCUACUGUCGUCACUGACCCCUCUUUUGAGUCCACUGCUGCGUCUGCUCUUGUCGCUGAGCUCGUCGACUUUGCUGCUCGCUGUCGUCUAGACUACGCUGCUAGUCUUGUUGCUGAGUCUGCGUCUGUCUGUCCUCCGUCCGUCGGGGGUGAGUGUGCUCUUGGCACGGACGUCCUAGAGGACAGGCAGGAGGAGUUACAGU